Triticum dicoccoides is the source of this 1955-nucleotide messenger RNA. RefSeq names its product rop guanine nucleotide exchange factor 7-like. Bases 1 to 1701 code for a protein of 566 amino acids. The transcript has 7 exons. Gene Ontology annotation, molecular function: guanyl-nucleotide exchange factor activity. Lineage: Eukaryota; Viridiplantae; Streptophyta; Magnoliopsida; Poales; Poaceae. The record is from RefSeq and is a predicted model, not a curated record.
AUGGCGAGAGGGGGAGGAGGAGGCGCGGCCGAGGAGGAAGAGGAGGAGGAGGAGGGGAUGGCGGCGAGCGACACGCUGACGGCGGAGUCGGAGGAGUGCCGCCGCGGGAGCAGCUCCAGCGCCAGCUCCGUCGCCGCCUCCACCGACUCCUACUGCCCGCCCGACGAGUGGCAGCAGGCCGCCAUCAAGACCUGCGUCACCGACGACGCCGUCGCCGCCAUCGCCAAGGCCAAUCCACCCGCCCCCGGCAAGGAGAUCCCGCCGCUCGCCGAGAGGCACAGAGCCCCAGAGGUGGAGCUGAUGAAGGAGAGGUUCUCCAAGCUGCUGCUGGGCGAGGACAUGUCCGGGAGCGGCAAGGGCGUCUGCACCGCGCUCGCCAUCUCCAACGCCAUCACCAACCUCUGCGCGACCAUAUUCGGGCAGCUGUGGAGGCUGGAGCCGCUGCUGCCGGAGAAGAAGGCGAUGUGGCGGCGGGAGAUGGACUGGCUGCUCUGCGUCAGCGACCACAUCGUCGAGCUGGUGCCCACAUGGCAGACCUUCCCUGACGGGACAAGGCUUGAGAUCAUGACGAGCAGGCCACGAUCCGAUCUGUACAUCAGUCUGCCGGCACUUCGGAAGCUAGAUCACAUGCUUCUUGAAACACUGGAGAGUUUCAGAGACACGGAGUUCUGGUACGUGGACCAGGGGAUAUGCGCGCCGGACUGCGACGGCUCGGCCUCGUUCAGGAGGCCGGCGCACCGCCGCGACGAGAAGUGGUGGCUGCCGGUGCCCCGCGUGCCCCCCGGCGGCCUCCGUGACGCCACUAGGAGGCAGCUCGAGCACAAGCGCGACGCCGCCAACCAGAUCCUCAAGGCCGCCAUGGCCAUCAACAGCAACGCCCUCGCCGAAAUGGACGUCCCCGACUCGUACCACGACUCGCUGCCGAAGAACGGGCGUGCGACGCUGGGGGACAUCAUAUACCGGUACAUCACGUCGGAGCAGUUCUCCCCCGACUGCCUCCUCGACUGCCUGGACCUGUCGUCGGAGUACCAGGCCGUGGAGAUCGCCAACCGCGUCGAGGCCGCCGUCUACGUGUGGCGCCGGAGGGGCACCGCUGCUGCCAAGUCGGCCGGCACCAAGUCGUCGUGGGGCAUGGUCAAGGACAUGAUCAUGGACACGGAGAAGAGGGGCGACCUGCUCGCCGAGCGCGCCGAGGGCCUCCUCAUAUCGCUCAAGCAGAGGUUCCCUGGCCUGACGCAGACGAGCUUGGACAUGAGCAAGAUCCAGUACAACAAGGAUGUGGGGAAAUCGAUCCUGGAGAGCUACUCGCGGGUCAUGGAGAGCCUGGCCUCCAACAUCAUCGCGCGGAUCGACGACCUGCUCUACGUGGACGAGCUGAGCAAGCAGGCAGACCAGAAGCUCCCGGCCGGCGUGGCAGAGGACGGCAAGAUCGCUUGCAAGAACAAAAAGGCUGCUGCCACGGCGCCGUCGCCGGCGUACGCCGUGCCCGCCUCGGGCACGACGUACGUCACGCCGAGCUUCUCGCCGGCGCAGCUGUCCAGCCCGUCCAAGAUCGGGCGGGCGCUGCUGGUCGACAGGCGGGCGCACCAUGGCAGGGCCUCCAAGAGGUCCGCGCUGGCGGACCACGGCGGCGGCCCGGAGGUGAAGGGGAUGCUGGUCACCAGCCCCGUGUUCGACGCCCCGUUGGGCACGGAGCUGUGAGCCUGCGCGAGUGAUCCGUCGGCCACGGUCGAUGUGUCCAUGUCCAUGUGCAUACUUUACCUUGUGUAUCAUGUGUGCAUGGUUUUCACUAGUAGUGUAGUAAGCGUGAGUGUAGUAAGUGCGGUGCUUGGCAGUUUGCCGCCCUCGGUUUGUAAUGUUUUGGCACUUGGAAGUAAGGUUGUCAGAAUGGUGAUCUUGUUAUACAAUUCACUGACUUUACGAUCCAAACUAACCUUUUUGAUUCUACAAUUUUA